Molecule: messenger RNA, 1575 nt
Organism: Paraphaeosphaeria sporulosa
Lineage: Eukaryota; Fungi; Ascomycota; Dothideomycetes; Pleosporales; Didymosphaeriaceae
Exons: 2
Coding region: 116-1417 (433 amino acids)
Biological process (GO): transmembrane transport
Cellular component (GO): endoplasmic reticulum; membrane
Source: RefSeq, a predicted model, not a curated record
CCGCGAUACGGAUUCCUCAUAAGAACGGAAUGUCCUUGCCGGAGUCCCUGUAACGUACCUUGCACUAUACCAUUCUCUGCUGUUCAUAGCAAUUCGCUCCUUCUCUUGAUCGACCAUGGGCCUGGACACGUCCGACCUCGUGGUGCCAUUCGUGGGCGCCCUCCAGGCCUCGGUAUCCGUCCUGAUCACCAUCUUCUUUGGCGUCCUGACUGCGCAGUUCAACCUUCUUUCUGUGGGAGCUGCGAAGGAGGUGUCGCGGGCAUGUGUGCGCAUGUUUCUGCCUGCCUUGCUCAUCUACAAGCUUGGCAGCAACCUGAACAAGGACACCGGCAUUCUCUAUCUGCCCAUCCUCAUCUGGUCCAUCUCUUAUACGCUCAUCUCGCUGGGCAUUGGCGUCAUCGCCUGUCGCGUCUUCAAACUGCCCAACUGGGUUAAGCUUGCCGUUGCGUUCAACAACACGACAAGUCUGCCGCUGCUGCUCAUUCAGUCGCUGUCCACAACGGGCGUUCUCGAUGCCAUUAUUCCACCGGGCGACGACGCGUCAAAGGCGCUUGAUCGCGCCGAGUCGUACUUUCUAAUCAAUGCAAUGGUCAGCAACAGCUUGACCUUUGCCCUCGGCCCCCGGCUGCUGCGCCCAAGCGAUGAGGAUGCCCCAGACGAGGAUGAUAAAGAAGACGAGCAGAGCGAUGGUGAAGAAGAAAGUAUGGAGCGAGGACCAGACGGCAUAGUCGAUGAGGAGACUUCGCUGCUCCCACAGCGCGCGGUUCGCCCAAUCAACCGCCUGGAACGCCGAGGCUACAAGCGCACCACGAAAUGGAUCCAGAGCCUACCACCGUGGGCACAACAGCUGCUCGAUUUUCUGUACCAGUUCGCCAACGCUCCCCUGCUGGGUACUAUCGUAGGCGCCAUCAUUGGCCUGACGCCGCCCCUGCAUCGCCUUUUCUUCAACGACAGCAACAACGGUGGCUACCUCAAUGCCUGGCUCACUACUGCCUUCAAGAAUGUCGGCGAGCUCUUUGCCACGACGCAAAUUAUCGUUGUGGGCGUGAAGCUGAGCCAAAGCCUGCGUAAGAUGAAAGCGGGCAAGGACAGUGGCACCAUAUCCAAGAAAAGCAUGGCCUUUGUGUUCUCGAUGCGCUUCUUCUUUUGGCCAGCAGUCACCAUACCUUUGAUCUACGCCCUUGCAACGAGAACGACCGUACUAAGCACUGAUCCUAUGCUGUGGUUCGCCAUGAUGCUGAUGUCGUCUGGACCUUCCGCAAUGAUAUUGGUGGCAUUGACUGACGUGACAGGGAGUCCGGAGGAGGAGAAGAUGGUCAUUGCUAAGUUCUUGACGAUUAGCUACGCCAUCACACCACUCAUAUGCUUCGCUGUUGUUGGCAGUUUGAAGGCAACCGAGGCUGCUGUAGCUCGAUAGCUUGUGCACCUUCCACGACGUGACGCAAUCGAGACUAGGACAAUGCCUUAGUACUUCUGGGCCAUCACUGGACGUGGACUGUAGUGCAGCUUCCCGGUCAAAAUCACUCCUGCUUGGCACAGCUCGAUGCGCAUCGGUCCAAAGUUUAUCUCAGCUUU